GGGGGAGAGCGAGCUGUGUCAGCGUGAGUAGAGCGGGAGACACACCUGUUGGGCACCUGCAGGUGAGCUCGGAGUUUGGACACAGGUAGUUUGACAGAAGAAAAGGAUUUUCAUCGCGUGGCGGCGGUAGAUAAAGGUAAAAAGCAAGGACCCUGUCUGAAAAUGGAAUUUUAUGAAAUAAAGUCUUCAGCUGCACUCAUUUAUGAUGAGUUCAUCUCAAAUGCAGACAAGCGGACGGAUACCUGGCUCCUCAUGUCAUCCCCUCUCCCCCAAACCCUCAUCAUCGCAGCGUACAUUUACUUCGUCACGUCGCUGGGCCCUCGGAUAAUGGAGAACCGCAAGGCCUUCGACCUCAGAGGAGUUCUCAUAGUGUACAACUUCAGCGUGGUGGCUCUCUCGCUCUACAUGAUCUAUGAGUUUGUGAUGUCAGGAUGGGGAACCGGAUACUCUUUUCACUGUGACCUAGUCGACUACUCUGAUUCACCCCAGGCUAUGAGGAUGGCGGCAGCGUGCUGGCUGUACUACUUCUCAAAGUUCAUAGAAAUGUUGGACACGAUCUUCUUUGUGCUGAGAAAGAAAAACAGCCAGGUGACAUUUCUUCAUGUCUACCAUCACUCGAUCAUGCCCUUCACCUGGUGGUUCGGAGUUCGGUUUUCUGCAGGUGGGAUGGGAACAUUUCACGCCCUGCUGAAUUGCGUCGUCCAUGUCAUCAUGUACUCAUACUAUGGCCUGACUGCUUUGGGCCCCAACUACCAGAAGUACCUGUGGUGGAAGAAAUACCUGACAACCAUUCAGCUGAUCCAGUUUGUUUUGGUAACAAGCCACAUCUCCCAGUAUUUCUUCAUGGACUGCACCUACCAGUUCCCCAUCUUUAUCUACAUCAUCGGCUUGUACGGCGUGAUUUUCCUGUUCCUCUUCCUCAACUUCUGGUACCACGCCUACACCAAAGGCAAGAGGCUCCCGAAAGUACUGCAGAAUCAGACAUGGGAACAUCACAGCAACGGAGUUAUGAAUGGAAACGCCAGUCAUGAAAAAGACGAGUGACGCAGGACUCGGCUUGUCAGGGGGUUUCGGGGUUGACCUCAGUUAUGUAAGCAAACCACGGCAUUCUGCGGCUGAACCUCCCCCCCAAUUAGUCUGGACUGUGUUUUCUGUUUUUCUACUUGCAACCGCAAAAGACAAUCUUUAAAGUUUGACCAAAGCUUUAUUUAAGAGGUUUAUUGACUCAAGCUGAAGGGUUUUAUCUUUUUAUAUUAUAUAUAUUUUUUGUUUACAAUGAAGGUAAAGCCCAAGUUCUGCUAUGUAAGUUUCCAAAUAUCCCUCCUCUCUGCUACAGUGUAGUUUUUAAUUUCAAGUGUCCGAAAUCAACUCCAUUAUACACGCUGACUGUCGGGCUUCACCCUCAGUUAUACAAUCAAACUGGGCUUCCUGGAAAAAGCCUCUAAUGAUGAGAUCGUUUUUAACUCUUGUGGCUUGAUCUAAUUUCUCAGAAGAGCUUUUCAGGAAAUCCAGUUUCUUUUAAAGUUGUGCACUGAAAAGUUGUUUAUUUCACCAGGCGUAAAAUUACAUUUACCGUUCUGGGUUUAUUUUUUAGAUGGUGUUGAGGCUGCACAUGUCCUGUUUGUUCAGGUCUUUGUUACAUGCACGCAGAACAGGGUGUUUUGAAUACUUAUGCACGCCCACUUCUCUAUGGUUUGAGUCACAACUGCUGCUGAUGGCGGACAUUCAGUGAAAAGAGCGAUCUUUCGCGUCAGUUUAUUCCCCUAUGAAGCGACGAUGUGACAGAGAUGCCAGAGAGGAACGGUGAACGAUCACUGUGGCUCUUGUAGGAUCCAGAAGUUGAGCUAGAGUUUUACUCCUUAUUGCAAAAUAACACUGUAUUACAGGAUACGCGCAAUUACAUGGAUUCACCAGUCAGAAACAUAAGCAGCCUUGCUCGCCUGCUUUUUAGCAUUUUGCCUCAUGUGUCGAAGGGUGGCUAAGGAGGUCUACAGGCAGCUGAUGCAGACAGUGCCUUUGGACUGAGGCCUGUGGAGUAGUUUUAUAUCAGGUUAUGAUGAUCUUAAACUGAAGGGAAUGUAACUCUCUACUCCUGUGGUGACUGAGGACAUAGGAUCGAGCUUGAUGUGGAAAAGUUCCACCUUUUUUUUUCAGGUGCAAGCCCAUGUUAACACUAAAGCUUUACAGAUGCACAAUGCAGAAAAACUGAGGGUGAACUUCUUUUUUUCAAGUUCUUGUCAGAUCCCUUAUUACACCAAAAGUUAAUAUUGUAAGAAAUAAUGUGACAUGUUUAUAUUGUAUUUUAUAUGUAUUUAUAUGAGAAUAAAUGAUCAAUGUACUUUAAAAA
Molecule: messenger RNA, 2347 nt
Organism: Epinephelus fuscoguttatus (brown-marbled grouper)
Lineage: Eukaryota; Metazoa; Chordata; Actinopteri; Perciformes; Serranidae
Gene: elovl7a
Product: ELOVL fatty acid elongase 7a
Exons: 8
Coding region: 163-1044 (293 amino acids)
Biological process (GO): fatty acid elongation, polyunsaturated fatty acid; sphingolipid biosynthetic process; very long-chain fatty acid biosynthetic process
Cellular component (GO): endoplasmic reticulum; endoplasmic reticulum membrane
Molecular function (GO): fatty acid elongase activity
Source: RefSeq, a predicted model, not a curated record